AUGAUAAGAAUCGAAAUGUGCAUAAUUUAACGAGUGAUCCGUUGUUUCUCUGUAUUAUUGAAAAUUUUAGUGAUUGCUAAAAUCUUGUGGGAAAAAAAAUUAAAUAAUUUGAUGAUGGGUGUGUGUUAUACAUGUAUAGGUUGGGCCGGAGGUGGGUGAAUAUUUAAAAUUAUCAUGUCUAGAUCUUUAAGCAGAAAUACUUGUCGGUGAUUUAUCAUAGACAAUAGUUAUUCCUUUGUUUUUCUGCAUUAUAAGUACCAAUGGAGGGUUCAACCAUUGGAAAUAAAAGUGAUGUGAUUCGAUGAUAAGGUUUAUAUGUCAUUGACUGUAUUACUAUUGGUUUAUGUGGCGUAAUUGGAACAGAAUCAAUUUAUUGGCCAGCCUGCCGUUCACGUUCGAGAAUCCACUUGUUAUAGCUCACCCGUUGAAAUUUGCUCUAUGUAGGUACGGUCAAAUGUUGUAAGAAUACAAAACGAGUAGUUGCCGCACGCCAGCUAACAUUAGUGUAGGUCCAGCCAAAUUCUCAAUCUCUUGUCAGUUCUCUCCAAUAUGUUCAUAUUACUAACAGAGUUCAAUUGACCAUUGUUUUUAUAUACUAUUGUGGGCAAGAAGGGGAAGAAAAUCAAAAUAUAAUCGUAAGACAGGUAACGAGAUCAAGGUUUUGAGAGCAUGACGAACAAGCAAACAUUGGUCUUAAAAUUGCGAAGGCAUCAGGGUCGGCCGUGGGGUUUCCGCAUCGCUGGUGGUACAGAUUUGGGAACUCCGAUCAUCGUCACUCAUUCUGAAAACGAGGAGUUGCAGAAGGGUGACGUGAUCAAGAAAAUUGAUGAAUACGACUCGCGUGAUGUGAGGCAUGUGGACGCUCAAAAUUUACUACAAAAUUCACAGUCUGUAACACUAGUCGUUGAAAGACCAAAAUCAUCGCAACCAAAAUUUCUGCCAAAGAGUCCAGUUCCACCGUUAAUUUCGUCCAAAGAGUACAAAGCUUUCUCUCCCGAUCAUUUCGAUCCACCCCGUGAGCAUCUGGAAGAAGUGCGUGAGGAGCGAUUCUAUUUGUCGCAGCCCUAUCGCACAACUCCUUUAGUCUUGCCAGGUGCUAAAGUCAAGAAAGAUGCUCCACUGGGUGAAUGUUAUCUUCGUCAUCAUCCGAAUCCAAUGAUAAGAGCUGCUCCUCAUCAUUAUGAAGUGGCCAACCCUGAAGUUGCAAUGAAGCAAAAACAGGUGGCGGAAUCAGUUCUACAGCGUGUGUUGGGUCCGAAUGAAGUUCCGAAGGUUGUCCAUAAGCAAUUCAAUUCACCGAUUGGACUGUAUUCUGAACAAAAUAUCGCAGACACUAUUAAGUGUCAGACCACAGCGAUUCCUUCAAAGAAGCCUGUGAAGUAUGAUCCAAGUAAAAGUGAAGCAUACAAAGCCCUUCAAGAGGAGGAAUACGGUGAUGAAGUGCAGGAAGUCAGUCAGCCAGCGCGCACUGGACUUUUUGCUCCCCAACGGGCUCACCACAAUAGGGUUCAUCAUCCCCCCGCAAAGAGUCCAGCUUCAUCUUAUGGUGGAAUAUAUCGUCCUUUUCCUCUUCCUUUUAUAAAGGAUCGUGUCAAUGGAUUUUAAGUUUUCUCAUCAAUAUAUUGCAAGUGGAUAUGAUGAUGACGGAGAAAAAAUUCAUCAGAGCAAUAGUUUCAAGAGAAUUAUGUACAGUGUUCUCGGUCAAACAGAUUAUUAAAAUAUUGAAAAAUGUCGUAUCAUUUGAUAUCUGUAUUUUGCAACCAUUGCACUUAUCUCAGUUACAUAUUCGCGCUGACAGUAAUUUGGAAAUUUCUUCAUAUUCACAAAAAAUUGUAUUGGUAAAAUAAAGAAAUAUUAUUUUUGAUGA
This is a messenger RNA of Diachasmimorpha longicaudata, 1867 nucleotides long. It is a transcript of the gene Zasp66, whose product is annotated as PDZ and LIM domain protein Zasp. Gene Ontology annotation, molecular function: actin binding; muscle alpha-actinin binding. NCBI's taxonomy places the organism in Eukaryota, Metazoa, Arthropoda, Insecta, Hymenoptera, Braconidae. Gene Ontology annotation, biological process: actin cytoskeleton organization; muscle structure development. The coding region runs from base 670 to 1605 and encodes 311 amino acids. Gene Ontology annotation, cellular component: filamentous actin; adherens junction; Z disc. The record is from RefSeq and is a predicted model, not a curated record. The transcript is spliced from 10 exons.